This is a messenger RNA of Brassica oleracea var. oleracea, 1494 nucleotides long. RefSeq lists its product as uncharacterized. NCBI's taxonomy places the organism in Eukaryota, Viridiplantae, Streptophyta, Magnoliopsida, Brassicales, Brassicaceae. The record is from RefSeq and is a predicted model, not a curated record. The coding region runs from base 642 to 1256 and encodes 204 amino acids. The transcript is spliced from 4 exons.
UUCAUUUUUGCUCUCUCUCUCUAGAUCCCAUCUCUUUCUUUUAAUUAUCUCUCAACAAAUUCUUCUCUACAUACCCAUUCAAUGACAACACCUAUAUGUGCUUUUUAAAUUCAAAUCUCUACCAAUCAUCAAACCCACCUCACAAAGACCAUAAUAAACCUAAUCAAUACAAAUAAAGGAAGAACUUUUUUUUUUCUUGUAUACUAGUCAGCAUUUGAAUGCCCUUCUGCAACUUCCAAAAGGGUUGCACCACACACACCAUAGACAAAAAGUGAAAAAGAAAGAAAAUAAAUGUUAUGAAUUCUUUUUCUUCCUAUUUUCUUUCUUUCUCCAUUUUCUUAGAUCACCAGUCCCAGUUUUCUGCUGUUCUGUCUCAAUAGACCCUCUCACCCAAAAAAAAAAAAAAAGAAAAAGAAAAAUCAAAACUUUUAAUUUCUCAAUUGGUAAUGGGCACCCAGACAAUAAUGUGGUGUGGUGGCUUCUUCUUUGUGGUUUCUUUAAGUCUUUGGUCAAGUACAGAGUUGUUUCAUACAAGACUCUCCCUUUUUGCCCUUCUCUCUUCUUCCCCAGCUUUCUCACCUUCUUCCACAUCUCUAUCUCUCUCUUCCUCGCUUGUGUUUGCAAUUCACUGAUCAGAUCCGAUGAAGGAGAUUACUGACUUGGUCGAUCCCAGGAUCAUGUUCAAGCAUCAAUCCCUUUUGCAGGAUUAUCACGAGUUGAGAAAGGGAACAGAGUAUAAGAUGAGGAAACUGGAGGUGAUGAAGCAAAAACGAUCGGCCCUUGAUGCACAAGUUAGGUUCUUGAGACGCAGAUACAAACACUUGAAGCAAGACCAAACUCUUGAAACAUCUCCCGACACGCUGAGAUUGUCCGAAUCUGGAGGAGAUGUGAAGGUAACAACAAGUGGCAAAAGAAAGAAGCACUCUGGUCCAUGGUUUGAUUUGAAGCGCAAGGAUACAGUUUGCAAUGACAAUAAUGCAAGGAGCAGAGGAAACGAGGUUUUAACUCCACUUCCUGAUCUUAACGACAACACUCUGGUGGUCAGCAGCAAAGUCUCGGGCUUUGACCUAAACCUGGUCUCGAGAGAAGAAGAAGAGGAGCCGGAAGGGAAUGGUGAAGCAACAAAGAAAGUAAUGCUUGGUAAUGGAAUCGAUUGCGAGAUGAAGUUGCCGAUUUGCAGAGACGUGGGGAAAGAGAUUAGUAGAGCAGUGAAGAGGAAGGUGUCAUGGCAAGAUCCAGUGGCUCUAAGGGUUUGAGAUUUUUCAAGUGUAUGAAGUAGGAUUGAGAAUAUGAUUUAGCCCAAUAUUUUGCACAUUAUGCUUUAUAUAUGUAUACAAGUAUAGAUGAUGAGUUAGCAAGUCAUAACUAUUCACAUGUUCCAACUCUUGUCUUAGUGACAAUCAGAACUGGUGACAAUUGGUGGUUACAUAAUCUCGUGUAUUGUGUUGUAUGUUCUGUCUUUACUCAUUCUCUUCAUAACUUCAUUCUCUGUUC